CGCCGUGACUUCGGUGGUCGUGACUUCGAUGACCGCAGGAAGCGUGGUAGUGGUCAUGACAAUGACCGUCGCCGAGAGCACCGCGAAGAGAACCGCGAGCAUCGACAUGGUAGAGGUCGUGAGGAAGGAUCUCCUCGCCGUGGUGGGCGUAAGGGACGGGAUGGGCUUGGCACUCCAGAACGAAGGUCUCCUACACCUGAGGGUGCACUUCCUUUGGCCCAGCGGAGGCGCAAAGCUUCAGGAUGGGAUGUUCAUGCUCCAGGAUACGAACAAUAUUCCGCCAUGCAAGCCAAACAAACAGGUUGGUCGACCAUCCAGUUCUCCAAGGGUGUCUAACUGUCACGUUUUUAAAAGGUCUUUUUAACCUUCCUGGAGCGAAUCGCACACAAGUUCCUCCUAUCCUUGGUAUCGCUGGUUUGCCGCCUCCAAUCCCAGUCCAGACUUUUGGGAUGGGAAUUGGAAGCAACCCGAACUUAUCUCGGCAAUCCCGUCGCCUGUACAUUGGCAGUAUCACACCUGAGGUCAAUGAGCAAAAUCUUGCCGACUUCUUCAACAGCAAAAUGAUUGAAAUGGACAUUGGCACUGGUGGCCCCGGAAACCCUGUCCUUGCAGUCCAGUGUAAUUACGAGAAGAACUAUGCGUUUGUCGAGUUCCGCAGCGCAGAAGAUGCAACGGCUGCUAUGGCCUUCGACGGUAUCAUAUUUAUCAAUGGUCCACUCAAAAUUCGGCGACCCAAGGACUAUGGUGGUGUUGAGAUCACUGUUCCUAGCGUCCAUGUUCCAGGCGUUGUUUCAACCAACGUCCCUGACUCCAUCAACAAAGUGUUUGUGGGUGGUCUGCCGACUUACUUGAACGAGGAGCAGGUACAGGAGUUGCUCAAGAGUUUCGGCGAGCUCAAAGCCUUCAACUUGGUUCGUGAAAAUGGCAAUGGUUCAUCCAAGGGUUUUGCAUUCUUCGAAUAUGUGGAUGCCUCUGUUACUGACGUUGCCAUUCAAAGCUUGAACGGCAUGGAGCUAGGAGACCGUUAUCUAGUUGUACAGAGAGCCUCGGUCGGCGCGAAACCCGGUACACCGGGCAUGAUUCCAAACCUUCCCUACGACCAAUUUCCAGAGAUUCCUCGACCUAUCAUGCCUGCUGGUGAAAGCAGUAAUGCCGAUGCUCGUAUUCUUCUCAUGCUCAACAUGGUUACUCCUGACGACCUUACCAAUGACGACGAAUAUGGCGACUUGUACGAGGACGUCAAAGAAGAAGCCUCCAAAUACGGGAAUGUUGAAGAUCUGCGCAUUCCUCGGCCGGUCAAGAAAGACAAAUCGAAAUGGGCUCCUGGAGAGCCUGGUCAGCAGACUGCCAUUGAAGCUCAGCGCGCAGAUGAAGCAGCGGGUGUUGGCCGUGUGUAUGUCAAGUAUGUUGAUGCCGAAGGUGCACAGGCAGGUCUCAAGGCGCUUGCUGGGCGGUCCUUCGCUGGACGCUCUAUCAUCGCUACAGUCUUGAACGAGGACAGUCAAACGACGCCCCCACUUAAUUUGAUCUUUGCCCCUCAGCCAGAUGCUCCUCCUCCGCUCCCCACCUCUUGAUUGAUCACUCCUUUUGGGAGGCUGGAAGUGGUUAUCUAGUUGCUCGGUCGUAUGUACGUCCUGUACCGCUUCUGAUGUUGUUCUGUACCGAUGCUUUGAUUUCGUGCAAAUGAAGUGCCCCAUUGCGAUGUGAUAAUCACUCGAGUGCUGCCCGAGGAUCUCAUGGUGUCAUUAUAGAGAGUUUGAUGAUCGCUGGUCUUUGCGUUCUGUUUGUCCAGCUCCCUUGAGUUUCCAUUUUUUACUCAGGCCUUCAGAAAGGA
Molecule: messenger RNA, 1834 nt
Organism: Suillus subalutaceus
Lineage: Eukaryota; Fungi; Basidiomycota; Agaricomycetes; Boletales; Suillaceae
Exons: 3
Coding region: 243-1574 (443 amino acids)
Cellular component (GO): U2AF complex; nuclear speck; U2-type prespliceosome
Molecular function (GO): poly-pyrimidine tract binding; pre-mRNA 3'-splice site binding
Source: RefSeq, a predicted model, not a curated record